GGUCGUUCUGUCUCAUUCUCUGUGGUGCUCCACACAGGAAACGCUCCGUCGCACUUGUCGGCACUGAAAUAUUGAACAUGGUUCUGCUUAAACUGCUUAUAUUGACUUUAACGUUUUAUGAACUCAUUGUUGAUUUGGAUGCUAAGACUUGUCCAAAAGGUCAAAGACAAAUUUAUCGUCGCGGAAACAUAAACUGUGAAAGCUGUCCCAAUGAGUUUUAUCAGCCUGAAGAGAAUCCUUCCCAAUACUGCAAACCAUGUACAAGGUGUGAGACCGCAAAGGGAAGUGUUGUUAAAGAGAAUUGCACGAAAGUGACCAACAGAAAAUGUCAGUGCCGUGGAAAGUUUGUUCCCUCACAGAGCGAUUCCUCCAUUUGCAAAUGCGACAUUGGAUUUGGACUAAAGGAUACAGGUACAGAGAUCGAACACUGCAUACAGUAUAUAAAAGAAAUGGUCUUUUUAAUAAUUCAUAAUUUUUUCUUGCCAGAAUGUUUAAUGUGUGAUCACGGAUAUUUCAGCACACAAAUCAACUCGCCCUGUGAAAAAUGGAGAGAAUGUAAAUCAGGAGUGAAAAUUCCUGGAACCAGAACCUCAGAUGUCAUCUGUAAUCCGGAGUUGAACCCUAACGAAAUUACACCCCCCAUAUCAAACAAAAAUGUGUCUUUAAUCACACGGUUAACAACCAAGCAUCCACUUGAGGGGGCCCAAACUCAGAGGAUGCACAGUACCACCACCACCACCACCACCACCACCACCACCGCAAUCCCCUCAAGGGACCCCACCCAAGACACAGGCAACUACAUUGGUACAGGUAUGGCCCUCCUCAUAUUUGGAAUUAUUGGUCUGCUUGUACUGACUGCUCUGACCUGCAAGCUGCACAUUACUCCUCAACCAGCAGUACUACCAAAAAAUGACUCAUUGUGUCGGAGGCCAGUUGAGGAAAGCGGCGAUGGCAGUCUGUCCUCUCUCAAACUGUAUCCAGGGGAUCACUAUGGUGAUGAAUCUGUCAACUAAAACUGUGAAUUUUUACAUUGUCAUGUGAAUCAUUUCCGACUGAUAAUUUAUGUUGUCCUUACAUUGCUGGUUUUUCAUGAACAAAAACAUCAGAAAAACUAUUUACUGUAUCUGUAUUGUAGCAGAUGUAUUCACAAACUGCAGUUUGGUCAAUACUUUAGUUUUUUGUUGUAUAGAAUAUUGGGCGAAUUAUGUAAAAGAUUUGUCUAAAUCAUACCUCACUUUUGGCCAUUUAACUGUAGACUAAAGUAAAAUAGUAACAGGUAGCAGUAAGGAUGUAAAAAUAGAUGUUUUGCUUUCUUAAUUAAGAUAAUUUUGCUUAACAAGUCACUUUCUGUGUGACGUUAAUAUUUAAUACUAAUUUGGAUAUGGAUAACCUCAGAUCAUGCCACUAAAUACCUUAGUAUUUUAUAUUAAAGUAACAAUCCUUAAUACUCUUGCUAAAGUGCAAUAUAUACAUAUAUUUUUGAUGCUUUUUUAAACCUUAUGAUGUUAUAUAAUGUAAUAUGGUUUAAUGGGGCAAGUGAUAAGUUUCUGAGAAAUAUACAGUAAAGGUAACAAUCAAUACAAUUGAACAAUUAACUGUUGGAGAGCCUUAGAAAAACAUUUUACUUUCUUCUUGCAGUCUUACUGUCUCUAUUUUUGGUCAUGUUUUGUUUAUUCAGUUCUGUUCCACUGUUAGCAGAGCUGUAAAGCUGAGAACAGUAAAAAAAAAAACAUGCUUUUAGUGGUGUGUGGGGUUGGGGGAUUUUCCCUUGAGUUAAAUGUGCCUCUUUUCCCACUGAGAGGUACUUCCUCUCAUGUUUUCGUCUCAGCAGUUGGAAAGAUUGAUGUUGUUAAUGUGAAUAAUUUCAUGUUUACUUCACUGGAGACUUUCCCCAAAUCAACCAGUACAGUCAAAGGAGUUAUGAAAGCAUGCUCUCAUUAUUUGUAUUCACUUACGUUUCGCUAAGAUAUCAGAUUAAAAGUAGAAUAGUAGAAUAUAUUUGGAAAAAGUAGUUUGGUUCCAACUCAUUGAUUCCUUUGACAGCGCCCUCUGUUGGAAUACUUCAGGGGGAAAAAUAAACUUCUGUUGCAAGUAAAAGUCCUAAAAAUCCUACUUAAGUAAAAUUACUGAAGUUUAAGCAGUAAAAUGUGAAAAUACGAAAGGUAAAAGUAGGCCUAUACUCUGCAGAAAAAUGGAUAAUAUUUUAUCAUUUACUAUUUUUAGAUUGUUAAUACUGCAUCAGUGUGCAAGCAGCAUUUUACUGUUGUUGCUGGUCAAGGUGGAGCUUGUUCUAUUGUUUAUAUACAGUCAGCUAGUUUAGUCCAGCGGUUCCCAACUUAAGGGUCGGGCCCCUCCAAAGGGUCACCAGAUAAAUCUUAGGGGUUGUGAGAUUAUUCUCUAAUCUUUGAAUUGUAUGUAUUUAAAUUAAAUCUGAGAAGUUUAGAGGGGAAAUGUCCCUUUGUUGGAACUGCUAACAACAGCUUUUAUGUGAGAGGUCACAUGACAAAAGGUUGAAAAACCUCUGGUUUAAGUUUAUUAUAUGUUUUUGUAUAAAAAAAUCUUAAUCUGAAAAGUAACUACAAUAUCCGUCAAAUAAAAGUUGUAAAAAAAAGUACAAUGUUGCUCUAUGAAAUGUAGUGAAGAAGUAUAGACUAUCAUAAAAUGGAAAAAGAUACCUCAAAAUUGUAGUUACUUAAGUAUAGUACUUGAGUACAUGUACUUCUUCUACUACUUCUUCACUGUAUAGCCCUUGUUUUGACUUUGGGUCAAAUUGACCCGUUUUAAAUGUUUGUUUUAUGUCAGAAAAUAUGAGACGUAGAAAUAAGUGCUGAAAAUGUGUAGAAGAAAAAUUUAUCAAUUUAAAACAAACUGUGAAAAAACUCCUUCAAGGUUAACGGAAGGACAACACAAAGUAGUUGCUAUGUGACUCUUGGUAAAGCAUGUUUUUUGUAAAAUAUUUUGUCUCUGAUAUUUGUUCUCCAUUUGCAAUCUGAUGUCCUGAGAGUGUGUGAAUAAAGAAUUGCCUUUUGUAAGAACUACCAAA
Molecule: messenger RNA, 3043 nt
Organism: Perca fluviatilis (European perch)
Lineage: Eukaryota; Metazoa; Chordata; Actinopteri; Perciformes; Percidae
Product: tumor necrosis factor receptor superfamily member 4
Exons: 6
Coding region: 78-1013 (311 amino acids)
Biological process (GO): regulation of cell population proliferation
Cellular component (GO): external side of plasma membrane
Molecular function (GO): cytokine binding; signaling receptor activity
Source: RefSeq, a predicted model, not a curated record